AUGUCUGUUUCAAAAUCAUUAGCAACGAAAGAUGUGAUUGCAAUUUUAUCCAAAUACACUCCUUGUGACGUUUCUGAUUCGUUAAACAAACAUGGAAUCGCAAAUGGAGGAUUCAUUCCUAAUUUAACUAUUCGUUCUCCAGUAUUGAAUAAAAACUCAGCUGUUGGUAGAGCAUACACUGUUUUGUAUGCUCCUAAAUCUGACCCAAGACCAGCAGUGAAAGAAGCGUAUAUUGAUCAAGUUCCCGAAGAUGCUAUGGUUGUAAUUGGGUUACCAUUAGAAUUACAAACCACCAAUGCACCUUACGUCACUGUGAAUAAUGCGUUAUACGGAGGGUUAAUGUCUACUAGAGCACAAUAUCGUCAAGCCAAUGGGUCAGUUAUAUUAGGUAGAAUUAGAGAUUUAGAUGAACAUAAUGAUUUGAAGUACCCAGUAUGGUCAUAUGGAGUUGGUACAAGUGCCCCAGGUCCAUUAGUUAAAGUUGUUGGUAUCAAUGUUCCAUUAGAGGUCAAGGUUGCUAGCAUUGAUAAACCUGAAGAAGUGUUGACUAUCAAUCCUGGCGAUUAUAUAGUAGCUGAUAAGAAUGGUGUUGUUAAGUUAGAAGAUAACGAACAAUUAUCCAGUGUUUUGGAUUAUAUACCAAAACGAGUUGAUGCAGACACUCGAGUCAGUGAAGACAUCAAAGCUGGCAAACCAGCAGCUGAAUCGCAGAAGUUCUGGAGAAGUAAGAUUUAG
This is a messenger RNA of Candida tropicalis MYA-3404, 735 nucleotides long. Its product is annotated as bifunctional 4-hydroxy-4-methyl-2-oxoglutarate aldolase/oxaloacetate decarboxylase. The transcript has a single exon. NCBI's taxonomy places the organism in Eukaryota, Fungi, Ascomycota, Pichiomycetes, Serinales, Debaryomycetaceae. The record is from RefSeq and is a predicted model, not a curated record. The coding region runs from base 1 to 735 and encodes 244 amino acids.